CUACUCUGUGCGUUACUAAACGAAAGUAAAUCUGUCAGUUAUAUCGAUUGUACAAUCGUUUUCGUAUCCACAUCACAUUGCGGAAUGUGGAUUGAGUUACUUAUUGGUUGGAUUCGUACUUUAUUUAAUUUCUUUUAUAAUUUCUAUUUUAAUUUCAAUAUGACUGAUAAGGCGGUACAAGAUGGUUCAACAGGGGACCAGCCCCAAGAGAAGACUGCAAAACAACUCGAGAAAGAAGCAAAAAAGGCUGCAAAAUUAGAAAAACUUAAAGCAAAGUUGGAUAAAAAGAGUGCUGCGCCAGCUGUGCAGAAAGAUAAACCAGAGAAAAAAGUAAAAGAAUUAAAAGAGGGUGCAGUGUACACAGCUGAAACUGCUCCGGGUGAUAAGAAGGAUAUUACAUGUUCAAUGCCUGAUGCAUACAGCCCGCGAUAUGUUGAGGCAGCCUGGUACUCUUGGUGGGAGAAGCAGGGCUUCUUCAAACCAGAAUAUGGACGCAAGUCUGUCCUUGAACCAAACCCGAAAGGAAAGUUUUCAAUGAUAAUUCCACCUCCUAAUGUAACCGGAACACUUCACCUUGGCCAUGCUCUCACCAAUGCUGUACAGGAUUCUCUCACACGGUGGCAUCGAAUGAACGGCAAGACGACACUGUGGAACCCAGGGUGUGACCAUGCUGGUAUAGCCACGCAAGUGGUGGUGGAAAAGAAAUUGUGGCGUGAGGAAAAGAAGACCAGACAUGAUAUUGGUAGAGAGGACUUUAUCAAGAAAAUCUGGGAGUGGAAGGAACAAAAAGGCGUGCGUAUCUACGAGCAGCUGCGAGCUCUCGGUUCGUCUUACGAUUGGUCCCGAGUCCGCUUCACAAUGGACCCGGCUAUGUGCAAACCGGUUUACGAAGCCUUCAUUCGUCUACAUGACUCUGGCGACAUCUACCGGGCCAAUAGACUAGUCAACUGGUCCUGCACGCUCAAGAGUGCGAUAUCAGACAUCGAAGUUGAUAAAGUUGAAUUAAAUGGAAGAACAUUGAUGAGUAUACCCGGAUACGAGUCGAAGGUAGAGUUUGGUGUGCUGGUGUACUUCGCGUACCGGACGACUGACGGUAAGGAUGAGAUAGUGGUCGCCACCACCCGUGUGGAGACCAUGCUCGCUGAUGCCGCCGUCGCCGUCAACCCCAAGGACGAGAGAUACAAGCACUUGGUGGGCAAGAAACUGAAGCAUCCAUUCAUUGACAGAGAGAUUCCAGUCAUCACAGAUGACUCUGUAGACCUGGAAUUCGGAACUGGUGCCGUAAAGAUCUCGCCGGCGCACGACCAGAAUGACUACGAGAUCGCGAAGCGCCACAACCUGCCCUUCAUCAACAUAUUCACUGAUGACGGCAACAUGGCGGCCAACUGUGGACAAUACUCAGGUUGGAAGCGUUACGACGUGCGUCGCAAGAUAGUGGAGGCCCUGUCCCAGCACGGGCUGUACAAGGAGACCAAGGAGCACGCCAUGGUGGUCCCGCUCUGCAGCCGCUCCAAGGAUGUCGUCGAACCCAUGCUCAAGCCGCAGUGGUACAUAAAAUGCGACAACAUGGCGGCUGAGGCCAUCAAAGCCGUAAAGACAGGCGAGUUGAAGAUCAUCCCGGACAUGUACGAGAAGACCUGGUACCACUGGAUGGAGACCAUCCGCGACUGGUGCAUCUCCCGGCAGCUGUGGUGGGGGCAUAGGAUACCUGCCUACAGAGUCACGUUACCUGGUGCUGCGAAUGACGAGGAGCUCUGGGUGUCAGCUCACACUGAAGCGGAGGCGUUGGAGAAAGCCGCGAAGAAGUUUAACGUUCCUGCUAAGGACAUUAAGCUAGCUCAGGAUGAAGACGUUCUCGACACCUGGUUCUCCGCCGGACUCUUCACUUUCUCCAUAUUCGGAUGGCCCGACCAAACUGAGGAUCUGCAGGCUUUCUACCCUGGAUCCCUUCUGGAGACCGGUCACGACAUCUUGUUCUUCUGGGUCGCUAGGAUGGUGUUCUUCGGACAACGUCUCCUUGGUAAACUGCCCUUCAAGGAAGUCUAUCUCCAUCCGAUGGUCCGCGACGCCCACGGCCGUAAGAUGUCCAAGUCUUUGGGUAAUGUCAUUGACCCAAUGGACGUGGUGUUCGGAGUGACCUUGGAACAGCUUCACAAACAACUGGAAGAGUCAAACCUCGACCCACGAGAAGUGGAGAAGGCCAAGCAAGGACAGAAACAGGACUAUCCUAAUGGUAUUCCGGAAUGUGGCACUGAUGCACUUAGGUUCGCUUUAUGCGCUAUGACACAAGGCCGGGACUUGAACUUGGACAUUCUUCGCGUACAGGGAUACCGUUUCUUCUGCAACAAGCUGUGGAACGCCACCAAGUUCGCGCUGCUAUACUUCCCCAAGGACACCGUGUAUGAGGUCCACACACCAUCGUUACCGAGCAAUCUAUCCGCGAUGGACAAGUGGAUGUUGUCCCGCAUUGCGUACGCCGUGAACAAAGUGAACGCCGGGUUCGAAGCGUACGACUUCCCGGCCGCCACCACGCAUUGCUACAAUCUAUGGCUAUACGACCUCUGUGAUGUUUAUUUGGAAUACCUAAAGCCAGUAUUCGCGUCUGGCUCUGAAGAAGCGCAGGCGGCGGCGCGCCGUACCCUGUACACCGCACUGGAGCUAGGCCUCAAACUGCUCAGCCCCUUCAUGCCGUUCCUCACUGAGGAGCUGUACCAACGACUGCCCAGGAAGGACACCAGCUGUCCUUCUAUCUGUGUGGCUAGCUAUCCUACUGACGCCGACACGCCCUGGAGGUCUGAAGAAUUAGAAUCUAACGUAGACACAGUACUCAAAAUGGUGCACUUAAUAAGGUCUACUCGUUCCGAAUAUAACUUGGCCAAUAAACAGAAGACCACGGCCCAUCUCAUCAUUGCCGAGGACCUGCCGGUGGAAACCCUGAAGGGACUAUUCAGGAGUCUGCAGUCCUUGGCGUAUAGUGAAUUGUCAGAUGAGGAGCCUCCUGUUGGAUGCUCUAUCCUCACCGUAUCCGAUAAGAUUGAAGUCCGUCUUGUAUUGAAGGGCCUCAUCGACCCGCAAAAAGAAAUCGUCAAGCUAGAAAAGAAGAAAGAUGCUCUGUCACAAACUAUAGCCAAGCUUCAACAAGCAAUGGCCGCCGAGGACUACACGACGAAGGUCCCAGCUGAAGUUCAGAAGAUCAACUCAGACAAACUAGCGCAAUCUCAGGGCGAGAUCGAAAGGCUACAAGCCGCUAUGGAGACCCUCAAACUCAUGUAGAUAGAACAAAUUUUCCAAAUCCAACCACUAAUUGUAAUGCAAUUACCAACCUUAUUCCAUUUGAAAUAAAUAAUUUAAGUUAUUUGAGCUGUAUGUGGUUGGUUACCGAUUAUUGUCGAACUGUUCUCUCAAUUAAUUUGUACAGAAAGUACUGAAUAAUUUAAUUGAUUUAUUAUAACAACCAAGUUGUUGAUUUGAAGUUUAGAAAGCUCAAAUUGCCUUGUUGGCUUAAAAGUCCAAUUGUAGUGCUACUUCAGGAUCGUCACUCCUAUGUUAUCUUUUUAUUUGAUGUACACGAAUAUGAUGCAGUGUUUUUUUAUACUUACAAUAUAAUGCAAUAAAGUACAUAACAAGCAAUUUAUUGAAUGCAUUUUCUACAUACAAGCAUUUUUUAAAUAGUCACAUUCACCAUAAAAUAGCGUCAGUGGUCUUCUACCUCUGUGAAUG
Spodoptera exigua (beet armyworm) is the source of this 3720-nucleotide messenger RNA. NCBI's taxonomy places the organism in Eukaryota, Metazoa, Arthropoda, Insecta, Lepidoptera, Noctuidae. The record is from the annotation of a GenBank genome assembly.